Trichomonas vaginalis G3 is the source of this 390-nucleotide messenger RNA. RefSeq lists its product as uncharacterized. The coding region runs from base 1 to 390 and encodes 129 amino acids. The record is from RefSeq and is a predicted model, not a curated record. The transcript has a single exon. NCBI's taxonomy places the organism in Eukaryota, Parabasalia, Trichomonadida, Trichomonadidae.
AUGACCGAUCUUCACCCAAUUUGUCUGAUCGAAAUGAACGAAGCUGUUAGCCAGUACUUGCUUCAAGUAUUUGGUACUAAGGGUCACCAUCUUGCUAGGUUAUCAAGACGCCAGAUCACAAGACUUGAAUCAACUGCAGGGGUAAUUCUUAACUUCGACUUAACUCUUACAGAUAGGAAAGAUGUCAUUGACUCCAAGCGUGAUAGUCUUUGUGCGUUCUUACGCAAACAUCCAUGGGUUGAUAUAGAUUGUCAAUCACCUUACGAAGAUCUUGUUGAAGCAUUCACGAUUUACAGACAACUCCUUGACAGACCUGAGCAGAACAUUCUGGUCGAACGUGAUGGCACAUUAAACCCAACAGACCAGCAACUCCAGAGAGAAGAAGCUUAA